GCUUCCCACUGCCAGUCCGGCUUUUGCGCUUCAUGCUUCCACUGCGCGCUCCCCGGUGACUGUAAUCCGGUGUCUGGGGUCCUCCAGGACUCCCCAGGGUGAACACAAGGAUCACACCCAUUCAACCGGUGCAGUGGGGGGAGGGAUGACCAGAAGAAACUGGGUGAUCAGGGCGAAAACCAGGUGGUUCUGACGGUGCUGUUCCAAGAGGCGUAGUCCUCCAAAGACAACAUGAUGUCUGCUGUUGAGACCGGUACCCCUGUGUACCAACCUGCCCAACUGCUCAACUGGGUCUAUAUGUCUUUGCAAGACACUCAGGGCGGCGCUUUUGAUGCGUUCAAAGCCGAGUCGGACGCUCCUCAGGACAUGAACAUCUCCAAGCGCAGCGCAGCUGAUCUGAGCUCCAACUAUCUCAACAACUUCUUCCACUUGAGGAGUGAGACCUUGAACAACAACAAUUUCUACAAGAGAUCCUCACCCUAUGGGUCCCUUAACAACAUUGUGGAUGGCUUGAGCUCUCUGGCGGAUCAUUUCUCAGACCUCUCCUUGUCCCCCGAGACACGCAAACCCAGUAAAAGGCCGCCGCCAAACUACUUGUGCCACCUUUGCUUCAACAAAGGACACUACAUCAAAGACUGCCCUCAGGCUCGACCCAAAGGCGAAGGCCUGACCCCAUAUCAGGGAAAGAAGAGGUGCUUCGGUGAAUAUAAAUGCCCUAAAUGCAAGAGGAAGUGGAUGAGCGGGAACUCCUGGGCCAACAUGGGACAAGAAUGUAUCAAGUGCCACAUCAACGUUUACCCUCACAAGCAGCGGCCUCUGGAGAAACCGGAUGGGUUAGACGUGUCGGACCAGAGCAAAGAGCAUCCGCAACACCUGUGUGAAAAAUGCAAAGUCCUCGGCUAUUACUGCCGCCGCGUGCAGUAACGCACCCUACAUGCCUUCAAUACUCCUCCACAGUUUCACCAAAAAGGGCCACUUUGUAUUUUAAUUACUGAAAAAAAAAGAUAAUAAAUGUUAUUGUAAUGCAUCUAACAGUUUAUCUCAUGAUAUGUUCUCUCUGACACUGUGACUCUUGUUUUUUUCUACAGUAUCCCUCAGUGGAGACGAGUACUUUGCAUUUGCUGGGUUCUUCUAGCUCGCUCAGUUAUCAUCAUGUGAAUAUUCCUUUCAAGCCUUAAAUAUGAAACUUCAGAGUCUUACAACUGUGAAUUAAGAAACUUUAGCUCGGUGUCUGUCUUCACUCGUGUCGGAACAAAAUUCACGAGUGAGUUUUCCAGAUGAAGAAUUCUCUUUUACGUGUUUGUAUAUUCUAGAAAUAACUUAAAUGAAAUGUUUUCUGUAUAAAAUAUGCAACAAGUCUUUACUAAGAAGGAUAUGCAAUAUUAUUAUGUAUCUGCAUUAUUAUCAGUACAGGAGGGUACAUAAUGUUAGAAUAUAUUUUUAAGCCAUUACUUGAUUAUUACACCUUGAGAAGGGUAUAUAUUAGACAGCUAACAUUUAUUCUUCAACUGCUAUGUGCCUGUAUUUCUGAAGAGAUCUUUUAGGUAGUUUGUCAUUCCAGUUUUUCUGUAAACCAAUGCAAUAUGGUAGAAACAUUAUAUUUCCUGAAAACGGAAGAAAUUGCAGCGCCAGUUGUGUUUUGGCACCCAGUGCUAAGAGAGACUCACCAAAGUACUUUUUUCUGGGUCAAAGGUCAAUGUGUCUUAAAUGUAACACGAGACAAAAAAAAGGAACAAAAACUGAAUGUACCAAAGGUCUCGGAUGAUUAAAAAGGCGGUUGCAUGUGCAUGUUGCUUUAGAGGCUGAUAAAUGGAACAGAAAUGCCUUUUGACUUUAACUGUUCAAGGUAUGUGAAAUGCCAUUUAAUGUGCCUUAGUUUGAGUGAGCCUGAAAAACUGACCUGUUAAAAUGUUUUUUGUAUUAAAGUGUAUUUAAACAUGCUA
Scatophagus argus is the source of this 1943-nucleotide messenger RNA. RefSeq names its product zinc finger CCHC domain-containing protein 24-like. NCBI's taxonomy places the organism in Eukaryota, Metazoa, Chordata, Actinopteri, Scatophagidae. The coding region runs from base 232 to 924 and encodes 230 amino acids. The transcript is spliced from 4 exons. The record is from RefSeq and is a predicted model, not a curated record. Gene Ontology annotation, molecular function: nucleic acid binding; zinc ion binding.